Molecule: messenger RNA, 3404 nt
Organism: Micropterus dolomieu (smallmouth bass)
Lineage: Eukaryota; Metazoa; Chordata; Actinopteri; Centrarchiformes; Centrarchidae
Gene: klhl27
Product: intracisternal A particle-promoted polypeptide
Exons: 10
Coding region: 227-2035 (602 amino acids)
Molecular function (GO): actin binding
Source: RefSeq, a predicted model, not a curated record
CGUUCUCGGGGAUUGAUUAGUUAUGACCGGAGAUUCAUCUGCCAGGCUCGUGGCCAGGCUGCCAGUGCAGUCGAUUCCAGAAAAAAGGAUUGACAGUCUGCAGGGUAACGGAAGUUGCUUGCAUCCUUAUCAGCAAACUUAUGGGCCUGUUUUAUGCUGAGACUCACUAGAAAGGAGGGUUUGGAAAUCCUGGCCUCCAUGUUAACACAGACCUGCCCCAGCUGCCAUGUCCUCCACCUCUGUGUCAGCAUCCACUUGUGGUGGCAGUGGUGGUGAUGCUGCAGCUGCCAUGGCAACCCAAGCGGCCGAGCAGGCUCUGCUGGCCUCAGACCGCUACGCCAGACUCAUCCUGGCCCAAAUGAACAAGAUGCGGCUCCGCACCGACUUCUGUGACGUGGGGCUGAAAGUUGGAGGCCGUGUCUUCAGGGUCCACCGACUUGUUCUUGCUGCUAGCAGCCCUUACUUCUCCGCUCUGUUCUCCGGGGGUAUGAGGGAGGCGGAUAAAGAGGAAGUGCAGAUCCUUGGAGUGGAAACUGAAGUCUUUGAGGUUUUGCUGGACUUCAUAUACACAGGCAUGAUCAGUGUGACGGUGGAGAAUGUCCAGGAGCUGAUGGUGGCCGCAGACAUGCUGCAGCUAAAUGAGGUGGUGUCCAUCUGUGGAGAGUUUCUCAAGGGCCAUAUGGACCCAUCCAACUGUGUGGGCAUCUUUCAGUUCCUGGAGCAGAUUGCCUGCAUUGAUAUGCUGGAGUUCACUGAGAACUACAUACAUGUUCACUUUCUGGAGGUGUGUAUCACUGAUGAGUUCAGGGGCCUUACGAAGGAUCAGCUGGUGAGGCUGCUUAGGAGUGAAGAGCUGAGAAUUGAGGAUGAGUACCAGGUAUUCACUGCAGCCAUGGACUGGGUUCUCCAAGACGUAGCAAAGAGGAAAAAACAUGUAGUGGAGGUGUUGGAACCAGUCCGCUUCCCUCUGCUUUCCCCACAGAGACUGUUCAAGUACAUAGAGGGUAUUACGGACUUCAGCCUGCGGGUGGCACUGCAGACUCUGCUGAAGGAAUACACUGAAGUCACAAAGUCUCCCAAAGAAAAUAAGAUGUACAGUCAGCUACAACCAGCCAAGAUGAGACCCAGAAGAAAAGCCAGGAAAUACCUAUAUGCUAUAGGAGGCUACACUCGGCUACAGGGCGGUCGCUGGAGUGACAGCCGGGCACUGAGUUGUGUGGAGCGCUUCGACACCUUUAACCAGUACUGGACCACUGUAUCAUCUCUGCACCAGGCCCGCAGCGGGUUGGGGGUGGCAGUACUGGAGGGCAUGAUCUACGUGGUGGGAGGGGAGAAAGAUUCAAUGAUUUUUGACUGCACAGAGAGAUAUGACCCAGUGACCAAGCAGUGGGCCGCUGUGGCGUCUCUGAACUUUCCUCGCUGUGGAGUUGGCGUCUGCCCCUGCCACGGAGCUCUGUAUGCACUUGGUGGUUGGAUUGGCUCUGAGAUUGGGAAGACCAUGGAACGAUAUGACCCAGAGGAGAACAAGUGGGAGGUCAUUGGCAGCAUGGCGGUUCCUCGUUACUAUUUUGGCUGCUGUGAGCUACAAGGGUUUAUUUAUGUGAUUGGUGGAAUCAGUGACGAAGGAAUGGAGCUGCGCUCAGCCGAGGUGUAUGACCCUAUCUCCCGUCGAUGGAGUGCCCUGCCCGUCAUGGUCACACGUCGAGCCUACGUGGGCGUCGCCUGCCUCAAUAACUGCAUUUACGCGGUGGGCGGGUGGAAUGAGGCACUGGGUGCACUAGAGACAGUGGAGAAGUACUGUCCAGAAGAGGAGAAAUGGGUUGAGGUGGCCUCAAUGUCUACAGCUCGUGCAGGCGUGUCAGUGUCAGCAGUUAAUGGGCUGCUGUACGCUGUCGGGGGCAGGGCCGCCAGCAGAGACUUCUCUGCACCGGUGACGGUGGACUCUGUGGAAAUCUAUGACCCACACCUGGAUACCUGGACUGAAGUUGGCAACAUGAUCACCAGCCGCUGUGACGGCGGACUGGCUGUGCUCUGACAGCCAGGAAUAUUCAAAUUGUGAACGUCCAUAUCAGCACCUGAAUCAUCCCAAAACAGAACAGCUGCACCUUAAGAAACACUAAAGUGUGUUUCUGUCUCAAUUAGUAUUUUACAUUAUUGUAAGUGUUAUUUAUAAAUUAAUUAGACAUGUUUUUCUUUUUUAUUUGUCCAGAACAUUUGACAUUUAUUGAGCAUAAGAAUAUGACAGCAGAUCUAAAACUGGAAAACUGCUUCCGCUUACACUGUUACAGAACUCAUCCGUCUCUCUAUUUUCAAUUCACUAAAUCAAUUUACAAGACUAUAAGAGUGGCAGUACCCUUGUUUCUCCCUUUUGAGUGUUUGAAGACGAAGCGAUCCUUGUGAUGAGGAUACUUUUUCACAGCGGAGGAGUUCUAUUUUGGAUGGACCAGAUAGUUUUUCUUCUCAUGUCUAAGAGUCAUAUGGGGACUGUUGACACUGUUCUUGGAUAGAAUGUGAAAGCACAGUUUUUUCCCUUUGUUUUCUCUUUAUAUUUCCUGUUUGAGGUGAGUGCAUUGCUACUUGUAAGUUUUAUCAAACCACUUAAGCCUAUUUAAUAAUGGAACCAAAUUUCCAAUGUGAUUUCUCUAAAUAAUUAUAAACUUGAACAGCACACCACUGUUGUCACAUCAGUGAGGUUAUCACUCAAUCAUUUUCACUGGAUUUAUUUAUAUAUAUAUGAUGCUGUAAAUAAUAGUGCCUCCGAGUCACCAUUUACACUUAAAUCCAAGACAAUUCACUCAACAGUGGCACCUGAUAUUGCUAGAAUUUACAUUUCAACUUUCUGAUGUUAAGAUACAGGCAAUGCACAUGAUUAGAAAUGUGUUUACCUUCUUUAUGGUAAGUUACUUUGUUUCCUCAUCACAUUUGCAAGCUGACUGGAGCUGUUGCACUGUAACAAUAUUUCCUAGCAUGUACUGUUAUCCAUUUCUAAACAACAGAAUAUUAAUAAUAGUAACAUUUUAUUGGUUGCUUUUCAGACUUAAUAAACUUCAUAAAAUGGUUAUUUGCGUGCUGAAUGAAGCUACAUUCCCUCUAUCUUUAAAAUACAAAACUUAAAUUUCGGUAGUCCUGUGCAAACAUGAUGGUAUGGAGGUAUGUUAGGCUAGUAUGAUUGCAGUCUGUACUUUUUGUGAAAUUACAGCACAAAGACACCACUGUAAACAUCACACUGAGUCUGUGUCUUUAGUUUAUGAAAGAAAAUCCUGUGUUGACUAUAUAUUUGUAAGAGAGAGGAUCUGCACUGUGCAAACAAGCAAUCUACAGUAGCAACACUUGCUCUGUUAGAUUACAUUUGACAUCUCACUGGAUUAGUGGCACCUCAUUAAAUGAAAAAGCGUACUCCUCAA